AGUGGAUCUCCCGUUAGUCACAAGAUCUUUUACCAAUCACCUCAGAGGCAGAGAGAUCAAACUAGUUUUUCUGUUGUGUCACACAGUGCUACAUUACUGUCACAGCACGCAAGGAAAAAUACCAUGUCGAAUAGUGGUAAGGGUGUCUGGCAGAAUGCUAAUACCCUUGCUAUCAGAGGUUGCGGCGCCUACAGCGGACACCAUGUGUCAAACAGUUACCGUGUAGCGUACACUGAAAUUAUGGAACAUGAUUUGUAGGAUUCAGUGUGUCGUCCCGGACAAAGCGGCCUGGCCGCAGAGCCGUGGACCUUGAACUUUGAACCUUAAUAUCGCCGCUAAGUAAGUGAGAUGCCAGCAGAUGACCUGGCGAGGAACUUCAACUUCUACUCUGAGGCGCUUCCACUCUUGAUCUCCCUGUUCUAAAAAAAGUGGGAGUCGCGCACUGAAAGCUUGGCGACCAUGGCUAAGCCUCGAGCGAGCACAGUGGUGGCACGCGAUGUUUCCACACUGGCCUCCGAAGGAUGCGACACCGUUGAUGGCCAUUGAACCAUUUGGUUAUGUUGAGAGGAUUUUGUUUUUUUCUGCGUACAACUGAUAGAUAGUUUUAUUCAGGCUGCUGACUUGCGAGUCAAGAGCUUGAAUAAGGAAUAAGUACGCCUAGUUAGAAUUUUAGUACUCGAGCUGAGCAAAAAACUCUCCUGCUUCUUCAUAAGCUAAAGCAGCUCUUCGUCCAUCGCGUGAGGAGUUCAAAGGAGACUCAAGGGUUGGGAGAUCCGAGAGCACCAUGUCAGCUAGACCUGAGGCCAGAUUUAUGAUUCGAUUUAUGAUUCCUAAGCAGUAUCUUUAUGUUUCUUUUGACUCUUUCAUUGUUUUUAAGGCUGUAAUGGUGCUUUCCUUGUAUUGUUUGAUUGUGAAUCACAUUUUGUGAUAUCACAUUUUUCUAUUAUGAUACAUACUGGCCGAGUAGGCCAAUUAGGACAUCUUUACACCAAAUUUCUAUGAUGAAGAUACGGAUAUUGCGCAGUUCUACAUAAGUAGCUCUAGGUACUCUAAAGUUAGUCUCCUUUAUUUCUCCAUAGUUCUAGGUACUACAAGUCAUCUCCGCUUCUUCGUCACACUUCUAGGUAUUUGUACAAGGAGUCUCCCCUUCAUAGUUCUGAGUGCAAACUCUAUAAGUAAGAUCAUACCCAUGUCUUCAUCUUCUUCAUAGUAUUGGGUACAGGAAGAUCAUAUCCGCGAGCUAGGCGUGACGCGGGAAGACUCACGCGUAUGGCCAUCGCGGGAAAAGACAGCGGAUAGCAUAGAAGGUGCCACAUUCCAUAAGCCGCGAGCUUGUAUUAAGGCAGGUUAAAAUCAUAGUUGUGCGAUGAUGUUGUUGUCCUCAGUUUUUGAAUAGAGAUCAUGCAGCUAUGAGAUGGUAAGGGCGCUUGCGAGCGCGACACGCGUGAGGCGGCAGGGUCGCGCGCGAACAUAAUAAUAAUAAUAAUAACUUUUUGUGUCGAGGGCUAGGUUGAGCAUGCAUUUUCAUGUUGUUGAGUCAAUAUGGUUCCAACAAUUGCUGUUCUAAGUACAGCACAUAUCGAGAGCGUAUGGACCCGACCCGAAUAGUGCUCAAGGAUGCUGAGGAAGUUGCCAGAUUCUCCGCAUUACCAUCUGAGAUCACUGGCGAGAAGAUGGCGAAUGACAAAGCGAAAAAAGCGCAUGCGCUAGAUCAGUUAUGGAAUCUCAAUCUUUGUCUUUCAGUUUGAUUGAAUAAUAUGCUGAUGUUCCUAUGGGGAUGGUCUGGAUGUUAGUGGAGGCAGUGUGCACCGACAUGAGCUCUGCUCGAGUAGAAGUAGCUCCCUGCGCUAUUGCUUACCUCAAGGUUUGUCGAGUGCUGCCACUAUCAUAGAAAUACUGUCAGGCCAAGCCUCUACGGUCAUCAUGAAUGGUGGCAACAGGGACAACAGCAUGCGUAUGGGGAUGGUGGAAAUCUCAAUAACCUGCCUCUAACUCACCGUGAAAAUCUGAAUAUCCCUCUCCUUUGCCUGACGGAUUACAGGCGACGCGUAUUGGGCCAUAUGACACGAGAAGAAUGGGAAGACUUUCGCACCGCGAUUCCGAAAUUGCGAGAACAGUUGCACGCUUUCGCGGUGGAUACACCUCCACCCUCAGAAGACGUGGAUAAGAUUGAAAAUUAUGGUUUCGUGUCUGCUGCUUUGUGGGAGUAGGUCCGAGGAAAUCAUUGAAAAAUGGAAAAUGAGAUCAUUGAGAAGCGGUGCAGAUUACAAACUAUGUGUAGACAGUGUAAUCGUGGAAGUCAAACCACAAAGAUAGUAUUCGCUAGACAGACUCGCUAGAAAUAGAUCCUACAGUGUUGUUGACAGUGAUGUUUCUCAUCAUAGAACCUCCUAACCCGAAGAUGCCGAAUAUUCUAAGUCCUAGACCAGCGCGUUUACGUUGGUGUGCGGAGGUAUAAAAUCGCCAGCGCAAAGAGUUGCACCAUCACUGGCUACCAUGGGCAUAGACGUGUGCAUGUGCAUCCACACGCAGGAUUUCAGCGAAUGUUGCGCAGGAAAGGUUACAUCAAUUAUGUGCACUGGUUCUUGCAUUAAUUAGUAUUUUGUGAUUGUACGAUUGCUGUCUUAGUUGGGGGUGGAUAAGGAUAUAAUUAUGUGACCUAUCUUCAUGAGGAUGAUCACGAUACAAUGCAACCCUCUAACCUCUGAAAGCGCAUAUUUUGGGUAUGACCCGUGGAUUCGAGGGCAGGAAGGUGCCGACACAUCCCAACCAACAAGCAGCAACAUAUGUUAUGAGAAAUUUUCCAUUUUGAAAACCUCUAUUCUGUAGCGGAGUCUAUAUUUAAUAUAUAUGUUUGAGGGCUGGACGGUGCCUCCCCUGUGGUCUGGUCUGUGGUGGCGCGCGCGCGCGCUUUUCCGCGCGCUUUUCCGCGGAUUCUAGUGGGGGAAGGCGGCAAAACGGGGCGCGGGCCUCCCCUUGCGCCUCUCAGCGGGUUCCGCAGGGGCCUCCUGGCUUCUGCUGACCCUCGCAGGCGGGAGGUCUCCGGGGUAAAAGGCCGCCGAGGGCGGCCACGGUCGCAAGAGCAAGCAAGCCGAUGACCAAGGACCCGGAGGGUGCAGGCUGCACGGCUCAGGGGGUGCAGGCUGCACGGCUCAGGGGGUACAGGCUGCACGCCUUCGGGAGCCUGGCUUGACGUGACCGGCGCACUGCUGCGGCGGCGAGGCAUCUCGGAGGCACUUAGGGCACGGGCGGGCACCUGGACGGGGGCGCGGGCGGUCCCUUGGGCCCCUUUUGAAGGCUCCCACCUACGUCGGAGGCCUGUAGGCAGCAGCCAGGCAGCUGGAAGGGAGCGGGGGAGGGGGGUCACUUGGCCCCCUUUUGAGGCCUUCCACCCCCGGCAGACGCCUUAAAAAGGGGUCCGGGGCGCACGGUGCCCCCCCUACGCUAUAUUUCCAAAAUUGAGGAUGGAGUUUUCUGUGUCGUGUAGCUUUAGAUAUUUGUAGGAACAGUCAAAUUUAACGACUCAGCUUCUCUAACCACUGCCACUUUAGGGAGAAGGCGCUGAACACGAAAAUGAUGCCUCACGGAUGGCUGCCCAGACCGAAUAAGACAUCAUAAGAGGAAACGAAUUGACCUUACACAAGGUUGGACCUUGCAAGAACGUCAAACGAAGAUACAUGAGAGCAGAUACAGCGUAUGAGAUACUUACAGGAUACAGCGCAAAUGUACACGGAUUCCAUACCAUCAAACGUCAAUACCAGUUUUGAGGUCGAAUCUGAAGAGCCUGAAAAUGGCUUAGGGGCCUCUGCGUAAGCAUAAAAGUCGAAGAU
Amoebophrya sp. A25 is the source of this 3830-nucleotide messenger RNA. NCBI's taxonomy places the organism in Eukaryota, Dinophyceae, Syndiniales, Amoebophryaceae. The record is from the annotation of a GenBank genome assembly.